Molecule: messenger RNA, 5039 nt
Organism: Colossoma macropomum (tambaqui)
Lineage: Eukaryota; Metazoa; Chordata; Actinopteri; Characiformes; Serrasalmidae
Product: arginyl aminopeptidase (aminopeptidase B)
Exons: 11
Coding region: 347-2311 (654 amino acids)
Biological process (GO): proteolysis
Molecular function (GO): metalloaminopeptidase activity; zinc ion binding
Source: RefSeq, a predicted model, not a curated record
AUGUCUGUUGUAGCUCUGCAUUUGAGGAUUAUAGUUCACUACUACAGCAUUUUACCAUCGCUUCUGCAGUAGUUGGAUGGAGCUGAAGUUAGUUUACCCUGCUAACGCUUAAACCGGAAGUAAUCGCGACUCUUUGUGAAAAGGGCCCAUAAGAUUGUACGCCCCUAUUAUAAGCCGUUUAACUUAUUAUGAACACUUUUAUUUAAGAUGACGAAUAAGCACACAUAGCGACAUUUCUGGCCUCAUUCCUUCUGUAAAGGAAAAUGCGGGGAAACUAGAUAAAUAUGUGAUGGGGGAACUUUUGACCAAUAGGGGGAUUUAUCAGAGGCAUCUGGCAACCUGAUUCAUGGACAAUUGCAAACCGCCCGUGUCAGUUCAUCCAGCUUUACUGGGCACUUCCAGUAUUCACUCAGUCACAAUGGAUAAAACAUUCGUGCUGCACUCUGAUAAAGCAGAGGACGUUGCUACGUCUUCAAGCUUCCGUCAGUUCAAGAUAGAACACUUUAAUUUGGCUUUAAAAGUUGAUUUCGAAAAGAAAUGCUUAUCGGGAACUGUAACGCUGCGUAUACAGUGCAUUCGGGAUUCUCAGAGUGAGCUGCUCUUUGACAUUCAUCCGACACUAAAUCUACAUGAUGUGUCGUUUAGUCGUAAUGACCAGGAAUGGACCAUAGUCGAAUUCCUCACUCGGGAAUUUACAAGUUAUGGCACCACACUGGUGGUAAAAUUUCCGUUCCUUUGGAAUUCAGAGGAUAAAUUUCUGCUUGCCGUCAAGUAUGAAGCUUUUGAUGGACCAGGGGUGUGCUGGCUGGACCAGGAGCAGACUGCAGGAAAGCUCAAGCCAUAUGUCUUUACCCAAGGCCAGGCUGUGCUCAACCGCUCCUUCUUCCCUUGCUUUGACACUCCAGCUGUAAAGAGCACCUAUUCUGCAGCAGUGGAGGUGCCUGAUGGCUUCACAGCAGUUAUGAGUGCCACCAAAUGGAAGCACAGGAAAACAGACAACACCUUCCUGUUCAGCAUGGAGCAGCCCAUUCCUGCCUAUUUGGUGGCAUUGGCUGUUGGGGAUUUGGUUUCUGCUGAAGUAGGUCCAAGGUCGCGGGUAUGGACUGAACCAUGCUUUUUGGAGGCUGCCAAGAAGGAGUAUGAUGGCGUGAUUGAGGAAUUUCUGUUAGUAGGAGAAAAGCUCUUCGGACCCUAUGUUUGGGGAAGGUAUGACGUGCUGUUCAUGCCUCCAUCGUUCCCCUUUGGAGGGAUGGAGAAUCCCUGCCUGACCUUUGUCACUCCAUGUCUGCUAGCAGGGGACCGUUCCCUUGCAGAUGUCAUCAUCCAUGAGAUCUGCCACAGCUGGUUCGGAAACUUGGUCACUAAUGCUAACUGGGGAGAUUUCUGGCUCAAUGAAGGCUUCACUAUGUAUGCCCAACGCAGAGUCUGUAAAGAGCUAUAUGUUCAAAUCUCAAUGUCAGGGGAGGCCUAUACCUGUCUAGAAACGGCAACAGGUAGAGCUUUACUAAGACAACACAUGGACAACACUGGAGAAGACCACCCUCUUAACAAACUGCGUGUCAAGAUUGAGCCUGGUGUUGAUCCUGAUGACACGUACAACGAAACUCCCUAUGAGAAAGGAUUCUGUUUUGUGUCCUACCUGGCCCACCUUACAGGGGACCAAAGCUGCUUCGAUGCUUUCCUUAAGGCGUAUGUUGACAAGUUUAAGUUCCACAGUGUGAUUGCUGAGGACACUCUAGAGUUCUACCUUGAGUAUUUCCCUGACUUGAAGAAAAAGAGUGUCCACAAGAUUGAAGGAUUGGAGUUUAAUAGCUGGCUGAACGUUCCUGGUUGGCCCCCAUAUCUCCCUGACCUCUCAGCUGGCCAGACUCUGAUGAAGCCAGCUGACCAGCUAGCUGAACUCUGGGGGGAAGACAGUGUAGACAUUACUACCAUCAGUAAGAUUGAUGUAGAACCAUGGAAGACAUAUCAAACUGUCUAUUUUUUGGACAAGAUCCUUGAGAAAUCUCCACUCCCUAAUGGUAAUCUCAAAAUGCUAGAGGAGCAAUACCCACACAUUGUGAAGUCCAAGAAUGCUGAGCUAAGACUACGCUGGGCUCAGAUUGUUGCAAAGAACCAACACAAACCUGGAUAUCAACAUGUACGCAGUUUCCUCAGCUGGCAGGGGAAACAGAAGUACACAUUACCUGUGUAUCGGGCUCUUUGGAACGGAACAGAGGAGACAAAGGCUCUGGCUACAGAGAUUUUCUCUGCCACUUCCCAUCAGCUCCAUGUUAAUGUUCGCAAUUAUGUGAAAAAGAUAAUGGUUUGAGUAAUGUCUUUCAGUUAAAUAAGUAGAACCUCAUUAAUCUGUUUUAAUUAUAAAGAGGAACUUCACCAAUUAUGCAAAAAUAUUUAAUCAUUCAAUGGUUUAGAUGUAAACAAACCAUUCAGAGUGGUUUGGUGUGAAAUGCUCCUAGAGAAAUUUACUGAGUCAGAAUUGUUCACUAUUACCAGACAUCCGAAGCUUUUAAUGGCUCUAGAAGCUACAUCCCAUUAAGUUAUUACACAAAAUGGUUAUAAAUACAUUGAUACCUGAGACAUUGUUUUGUGAUAGUUUUGUUAUAAAGUUUUGGCCUAAACAUAUUUUUAGUAUAAACUAUUACUCCAGGAUUACAUCCGUUUCCCCUCAAAACAGCAUUUUCAACUGAGAUCAAUACACGUGAGCUAAUGUGCUUUUGUUGUUACUAGCCAGUAGCUAUGAGAAGGGUCUGACUGCAGAGCUGCAGAUAUACAUGCACAGUUUCAUUCCAGCGGUUUCAGGCCAGUGGAACGCAUGCGCAGUAGGACAGCACGAUUGUUCCAUGUAAACAAAGCCCUUAUAGGAAAGUUGAGUGUUAGAAGUGUUUACAUUCAAAUUUUAACCAAUGGCCAGUCUCCUCAUUUGUAAGGUCUCUGACGUGAACAGUGACUUUGUGCUGGUUGUAUGUGUCACCAUGCAUAUUACCAUUCAGGAAGGGAUAUCAUUGCCAAUUAUACAAAUCAACCACUGCUAACAGGCUAAAUCAUAAGCCAAAACACAUUACAAAACCAUCAGAAACAAAAAGAAACACUUAAUGGUUUCUAUAUGUUUUUUCAGCAGGGAUUUGUUCAAAAUCUAAAGUUUGUUUUAGCCUAAAGCUUUAUGCUCAGUUUAAGCAUACUUAAGGUAAAGUUUUAUUCCUGCACAUGUAAUGUAAGUGUACACAUAAAGCCCCCGUAUUAAGUGUAAGUUAAAUGAGCUAUAUGUCUCCCUAACCCGUUAGUUUACCCAGGCCACAUCAACUGUAGUUAGUGUAAUAUUUACCCUGUGAAUCUCUAUAUGCAUUCAAACCAAAGUUUGUUUUAGCCUAAAGCUUAAUAUAUAACGUUAGCCCAACAACAAAUUUCACAUAUUUAUUGGAAACCCACAUAAAAUUAAUGAAAUGUUGAUUAGCCUAAAACUUGCUAAGAAAAACCAAAAAAGGGUUGAAUGCCACUGGCUUGAACCUACUGGAGUGAAACUGGAGAACUUGUACAAAGGAGAAUUACGACUCUGUAAUGUCUUCCGGGUUUCUCAAACGCCAGAGGGAGCUCCCGAGCAAGUCCAAAAUAAAUGGGUUAAGAUGGAGCAUUUGAGCAAAAUCAUAGUUUAUAAAUGCUUAAACACUUUUAAUGUAAAAGAAUACAACCAUUUCCUCAACCUGUUAUAUUUUUAAGAGCUUUUAAACACGAGUUAUUGGAGUUUAAAAUACCACCUCAUGUACAUCUAUGAUGUCAGUGAGCACGAACAGUCAAUGAGCUGCUCUGAUGAUUUAUUUCACUCACAAAUGUUUUUUACCUUGAUUCCAAUUUCUGUGGUGGAAAAUACAACCGAGAGAACAGCAGUUUUCUUUAGCAGCCAGCAUUUGAAGAAAUCCACUUUGCAUUCUGUCACUGGUCUUGACACUGCAAACACAGUUACGUUGUGACAACGUUGUGACAACCUACUGUUCUGGUGCCCACAACGUUGUCUACUUGCUGUUCUCUACGUUGUCACAACGUAGAAAUGUAAUUUCUCAUAAAGUUGUAACAACGUUGUCUGACAAUUUAAUCCUGUCCAAAUUGGGUUUACAUUGUGAAUGGAACUCCAUGGAAUUUUGCUAAGUUGCCAAAAGGUAGUUUGAAUACCAUCUGACAACCUUACUGAAUAAUGAGGUUGUGACAACAUUGUGACAACCUUAUUCAGACAACGUAAACAGCACCACCUUUUGACAACGUUGUAAGAAAGUAGACAACGUUGCGACAACGUUGUGUGUAGCUUCAAAACAAUAAAACACAACUUCAGGAUGUCUGGUACUUGUAACGGCAACCGAAUAAAACACUACAUACUGUUUUUUCUCCAUUUAUUUUUGCAUCCUGGUACAGUGCAGUUCAUCACCACUCUGAACAGUUAACCAGCAGGGUGCAACUGUGAUCUAUCGCAGCUCCUCUGAUGAAUAGUCACGUAAGCCAUGACUUUUGCUGACACUGUGCGAUGCGACGCUGCCUACUCAAACAACACAAAACGCAUGCAGGUCGGAGAGGUACAUGCAGGGCAUUGUGAGGAGAAAAUAGAGCCCAAAAAUAUAUUUUACCAUUAUCAGCAUUACAUACAAAACCUUAUAAGACACGUGUAAGUUCACUGGUCAUUUUGGAUAGCAGAUAAAAUGGUGAUAUUUGUAGUGUACACAUACGGAUGUCUGGUUCCUAGUACUAUAAUGGUGAACAAUUCUGACUGUAAAUUUCUUUAGAGGGGUGCAUUUCACACCAAACCACUCUGAAUGGCUUUGUUUACAUCCAAACCACUAAAUGAUUAAGUAGCCUAAUUUUGCUAAAUCGGUGGAGUUCCCCUUUAAAGGAUGUUGUUAUUUGAUCGCUUUUCUUACAUAUUUCUUAUGUUCAUACUGAUUAUGAAGAUUAGGGAUUUGUUUACCUACUUUUUCAAUAUAGUUUGACUUUUCUAAAGUGCUUGCCUUGUUCUUUCUUAAUUUUGACAACUAAUAAAAGCAAAGAUCAUAAUA